This is a messenger RNA of Emiliania huxleyi CCMP1516, 411 nucleotides long. RefSeq lists its product as hypothetical. Gene Ontology annotation, molecular function: protein binding. The record is from RefSeq and is a predicted model, not a curated record. The transcript has a single exon. NCBI's taxonomy places the organism in Eukaryota, Haptophyta, Isochrysidales, Noelaerhabdaceae. The annotation marks the transcript as partial.
AUCAACCAGCUCGGUGCGCUGCUGAAGAGUCAGGGCGACCUGGACGGCGCGGAGGCGCUGUUCCGCGAGGCGCUGAAGGCGAGGCGAGAGACGCUCGGGGACCGGCACACGGACACGCUCAUCUCGAUCAACAACCUCGGCCAGCUGCUGCAGGACAAGGGCGACCUGGAUGGCGCGGAGGCGCUGCACCGCGAGGCGCUGGAGGCAAAGCGAGAGACGCUCGGCGACCGGCACCAGGACACGCUCCGCUCGAUCAAUAACCUCGGCAAUCUGCUGAUGAACAAGGGCGACCUGGACGGCGCGGAGGCGCUGCUACGCGAGGCGCUGGAGGCGAGGCGAGAGACGCUCGGCGUUUGGCACCCGAGCACGCUCGCCUCGAUCAACAAGACAACAACCUCGGCGCGCUUCUGA